GCGCAGCUGAGCAUGGGAUGCCAUAUAAAAAUCACUUAAACCAGUCACCACUCCUUGUUUCCUGAGUCGUCCUGUGCUGGAGGUCUGCCCGGAUGAAGGUCUCCAUGGCUUUAGAAGUCUUGAUGCUCCUCGCUGUCUUGAUUUGGACUGGUGCUGAGAACCUCCAUGUGAAAAUAAAUUGCUCUCUGGACUGGUUGAUGGUCUCAGUUAUCCCACUUGCAGAAAGCAGAAAUCUGUAUAUAUUUGCGGAUGAAUUACAUCUGGGAAUGGGCUGCCCUGCAAAUUGGAUACAUACAUAUGUAUAUGAGUUUAUAUAUCUUGUUCACGAUUGUGGCAUCAGGACAAGGGUAGUUUCAGAGGAAACUCUCCUUUUUCAAACUGAGCUGUACUUUACCCCAAGGAAUAUAGAUCAUGACCCUGAGGAAAUCCAUUUGGAGUGUUCCACCUCUAGGAAAUCAGUGUGGCUUACACCAGUUUCUACUGAGAAUGAAAUAAAAUUGGAUCCUAGUCCUUUUAUUGCUGACUUUCAGACAACAGCAGAAGAGUUAGGAUUAUUAUCUUCUAGUCAAACUUGCUCUGAGCUAAAGGAGAAAUGGAAACUUGAAGCUGGUAUUAGGUAUUUUGCGGGAAAACAGUUUUGUUUUUUCAUAGCAAAAGCAUAGUUGGUGUAUAUCUCUCCUUAAGUCUCUGGUUUCUAAAAACCCCACUAAAGGUCCUGAUUAGUUGAUUAGUGAAUGUGUAUUUCUAAACAUUUGUAUUCAGUAGGGGUGUGACUUAUUAAUUUAACAUUAACUAUUUGGUAAUUCAUAUUAUAUAUUUAAGUUUUUUCGUUCUGUGUAGAAGAUUCAGAAAUAUGUCUUCAAAGACAAUUACUUGAUCUAAUUGAUAAAAACCUCCAAUAAAUAUGUUCUAAUAUUUUUCAGGAAGAAGAAAGAAUAGAGAGAGACAUAUAAAUGUGCAAGAGGCAAAACUUUGAACAUAGUGUAAAAUUUGACAUAUUAACUCUCAUGAAAGGCAAAAUCCUUUUAUGUGCAGAUACUUUAAUUCAUGUAGACUUUCCUAUUAAUCAGUAAAGUUGAAUCCUAACAAUAAUGCCAUGUGACAACCUAUUUAGAUUAUUCCAGAAUUAAAUUCAAUUUAUUUUCUAGAGCUCAAGUAACCACUACCUUAACUGAAAUUUGAUGUUAGGUUUCCCUUGUUCCUCCGAAUGGUUCUUCCACACUCAAAAUAAUUGAAUGGUUGAGUUGGUUAAGCAAAGAGUUAAAAGAGUUAUCCUGCCACCUAAGAGCAUUCAUUAAAUGAUUAUUUAUUACCACCUACUUUAUACUAUCUUCCUUUCUUUAAACAUGGAGUCUAAAUAUGUAAUAUAUCAAAAAUACUUCUGAUUUGAUAGAUUUCUUAUAUCAAGGGUGAGAAUUGAACUGUGCCAUUGGCUAUUCAAUAGCUUAUUGAAUGUAUGUUUUGAUGCUACAUGCUCCUGGAAGCAAAUUUUGCCAAGAUACUGUUUAUUAUUAUUUUUAAUUAAAGUGAUACUAUUCCAUUUUCAAUUAAAUGCCAUCUAUACCUGUUUACUUGUCAAAUAAAGAAUUUGACCCUGUCAUAGUGAA
This is a messenger RNA of Symphalangus syndactylus (siamang), 1607 nucleotides long. It is a transcript of the gene OOSP2, whose product is annotated as oocyte secreted protein 2. The record is from RefSeq and is a predicted model, not a curated record. Lineage: Eukaryota; Metazoa; Chordata; Mammalia; Primates; Hylobatidae.